Guillardia theta CCMP2712 is the source of this 1544-nucleotide messenger RNA. RefSeq lists its product as hypothetical. The transcript is spliced from 2 exons. Gene Ontology annotation, molecular function: protein binding. NCBI's taxonomy places the organism in Eukaryota, Cryptophyceae, Pyrenomonadales, Geminigeraceae. The coding region runs from base 14 to 1528 and encodes 504 amino acids. The record is from RefSeq and is a predicted model, not a curated record.
AACCUGUCGCCCGAUGGUUGGGAUGGUGAUGGUGAUGGUGGGUGUGCUGGAGGUAAGGAUGGAGCCGCUGGGGGGUCAAGGUUUGAUGACGGACAUCACUGUGCUGUCAGCAGGCACAGGGUACCAAGGCGAUGGUCUUGUUUACAUGAAGCUGAUACCAGAUUGGAGAGACCCGGAAUGUGCUACCAACGAGCGCGUCAAGAACCUUCAAAGCGACAAGACUGUUCCCAGCAGCAUAAUCUCAAGGUUCACAAAGCUCCUUGCCACGUCCAAACCGCUUCCAUGUCAUGUAUUCUUCGAUCCCUUGAAGGGUUGGCAGCACAGCUUUGACAGCUACAUUGAUCCUGAACAUAUGAUAGCUGCUCCAGAUGAGGAAACAAGUCAAGAAGAAGCGACACAAAACACUAUGCUGUUUGUCAGUCAGCAGUUCUACAGGUUUUGGAAGAGCCAAGCAGUUGACAAGCGUUUUCAAGCAUCUUCUGAUCUCCAAACUAUGUCAGAGAAACAAAGCAAAGUGCUCAGCGAGUAUGGCUUGAUAAAGCAUGAGACCCUGUCAGAUGCCAAGAUUGACAAUGAAAAUGAGCUGGCAAACGAGUUUGAGAUGGAACUUGAGGAUGCCAGCUCAGAAUCUGUUGUCCUUCAAACCUCCGGGAGGCCUCAAAGUACGGACAGGGAAAGCUACUCUGCCGUCAACUUUCUCGGGGUCGAUAUCGCGUUCCUCAAAACCAUCUCCCUCGGAGAUUUGAUGCACGCGAGGCGGUACCUGGAGCAUGGGAUAGACGUCAACACUCAGAGGGCUGGGAUGGGAACAGGAUUGCACGUGUGCGCUAGAAACGGAUACACCGAGAUGAUUGAGCUGCUCCUUGAAUUCAAAGCGGACAUCAAUCGCAGGGACGACUCGAACUUGACUGCUCUACAGAUCGCUGUGCAGCAAGGUCACUUCCCGUCCUACCGGUUGCUCAUCGCUCAGCUGGAUGACCCUCUGUCUCUCGUUGACUCCAACGGCAAUGACCUCUUGCAGCUAGCUGCUCACUCCAGCCUGAGCUUCGAUAUCGUUCAUGACCUCGUGGAGAGGAGAGGUCUGAGUGUGGAGCGGACGAACUAUCACGGCAAGACGGCACUAGACAUUGCAGGGCAGGUCAAAGCUCGUGCUCGUCAGAUAGGAAACACGAGAGUCCCAAAGAUGAUCACUGACUUCUUGGAGGACAAGUUCAGCAAAGUGCUGCAUGAGAAGCAAGCGAAGUCGACAUCCGUCAAGCAGCGUCCUCCGAGAAACGCCUCUCAAACACGAGCACCCUUGUCUCUUGAUUUCGAGGAUUCUUUCCGCUUGACUGCAGAAUGGCUGACGAUCGAGGGCCUGCAGGAUGGAUUCACUUGUUCGAAGAUCUUGCAUUCAUCAGGAGUGACGUAUGACACACUGUACAUGAUCAACGAGCAAGCUCUCAUUGAUGCAGGAAUAUCGAAGAUUGGUGCACGAAACAAGAUUAUGAGGGCUGUUGCACGUCUUCAGAAAGUUGAAGAUGAUUAGAAAAAGAUUCCAUUUC